CUGUUGAUGUAAGUAUGGUUAUAUUUUUGAAUGCUAAAAAACUGUGUUCAAGAAGUGAUGAAAGUAACGUGAAAAAAAUUGGCAGAAUUUUUCAAAAUAAUAUAAAAGAAUUGAAAUUAAGACACAGUCGACAUUUAUCAUGCAUUAUUAAUCAAAAUGAAAUGUUUCAAGCUAUUGAACAAGGUGACAUAAGAAAGUUAGAAGAUGCAAUUAAUAAAGGUGCAGAUAUCAACGGGACAGAUCAUCAUGGGUGGAGUUCUCUACACUACGCAGCUAAAGGAGGUAAUUUAGCUAUUUUUCAGCAUUUAAUACAUCUAAGGAUAAAAAAUAAAUUUAGAAAUAUAAAUGGAGAAUCUCCGCUACAUAUUGCAGCUAGACAUGGACAAAUUGAAAUUGUCAAAUGGCUUAUAAAUGAUGUAAGAAACCCUGAAGUUGAAGAUUUUUCAAAGAUCACUCCUUUAUUCCUUGCAGUUGGUUAUAACAACAAAGAAAUCGUCAAAUUACUAUUGCCAUAUAAUAAUAAAUCUUCAUUUAAAGAUUUGAUCCAAUUUGCGGUGUUGAAUAAUAGUAAAGAUGUUAUUGAGUUUUUAGUGGAAAAUAGUAACGAAGACGUACAUUGUUGUCAAACUUUUGAUAAGCAAACCCCACUACAUGUAGCGGCAAAAAAUGGGUACGCAGAACUGACAGAAUAUCUAAUUAGUCUUCAACCUGAUGUAAAUUGUCGUUCGGAUGGAGAAGUAACACCUUUGUUUGAAGCAGCCCUCUAUGGUCAUGUGAAAACGGUAAAAAUAUUACUUUCAAAUAAAGCGGAUGUCAAUAUUGGUAAUAACAGUGGAACCACAGCGCUGCACGUAGCUGCUCAACAUGGACAUGAAGAAGUCGUUCAAGUUUUGCUUGAAAAUGGUGCAGAUGUUCAUAAGACCGAUACAGAUCGACAUACAGCUCUUCAUUUUGCAGCAAAAAAUGGAUCUCUUAAUAUCGUUAAGUUAUUGGUAAAAUACAAGAUUGAUGUUAACGUUGAAUCUAAGAGCUUUGAAACUCCCCUUCUUCUUGCAGCUUUCAAUGGUCAUUCUGAGGUAGUUCAACUUUUGCUGGCAAAUAAAGCUUUAGACACGCCGCAAAGAAAUUCUGAGAAUUCAGUCGUGCACUUUGCUGCUAGAAGCGGUAAUAUUGAACUAAUAAGAUUUUUACUUCGACAAAAAAAACAACUACAUAAAAAAAAUGCAAAUAAUCAUAAUCCACUAUAUUUAGCGGCAUCACAUGGUCAUCUCGAAGUUGUUAAAUUUCUGGUUGAGCGCGGUGCUAGUUGUCUCAAUUCAACUACUGAUAACGGCUAUAAUCCACUGCACGCGUGUAUACGUAACAAUCAUCCGGAAGUCGUUAAAUUUUUCAUCAGUCAAAAAGUAGAACUUGAUUUAAGGGUGGGAGAAUCCUCAACUCCCAUAAGUAUUGCUGCUCAUUAUGGCUUUUAUGAAAUUGUAAAAUUAUUGGUUGAAGCUGGUUGUAAUUUUAACGUUAAAAAUGCAGCUGGUGUGACACCUCUGCAUCAAGCCCUAAUGAAAAAUCAUCUGAAGAUAGCAGAAUAUCUAUUAACUCAACAUGUUGAUGUUAUGGCAGCAACAUCUGAGAAGAAGCUACCAAUUCAUGUAGCACUAGAAGGUAAUCUAUUUAGCGUAGUCGUCACUCUAUUAAACAAAAACAAACAUUCGGUUAAUUAUCAGGACCAUUUUAAUGAAACCCCUUUGUAUAUGGCGUGUAAAUGGAACCAUCCUGAAUUGGUACAACUUUUAAUAAACAACGGAGGAAAAAUAAUUUAUGGUAAUAAGCAUUGUAUGGAUCCAGCUGUUAGUUCUGGAAGCAAAGACGUUAUAGAUGUAUUAUUUAAGAUCGGGGUCUAUGUUCACGGUGUACUACCUGGUGGAGUACCAUUUCUUCAUCGAGCUGUCGAAUUUGAACAAAUUGAUAUUGUUAAAAUGCUAGUUGCUAAAAAAGUAGAUGUUAAUGCUUUUUCAGCUGUUAAAGAAACAGCACUUAUGAUCGCUGCAUAUUAUAACUUUACCGACAUAGUUGAUUUUUUGUGGAAAAACAAAGCUAAUCCACGCUUAAAGAAUGAAAGUAAUCUCUCCGCUUUAGACGUUUCAAUUAUGAGAAAUAGUCUUAAUACAUUCUACUUAUUAUUUGAAUUAUUUAAAGUGGAAGUUACCGAUCAAACAAAUUCUGAAUUCAAACCCUUACAUGUUGCAGCUUUUUACGGUAGAGCUGAAAUUGUCAGAUUUUUAAUUAAAAAUAAAUUUGAUGUUAAUGAUCUUAAUUUAAAUGGAUUGACACCUUUACAUACGGCUGCUAGAAGUAACAAUGCAUUUAUAGUUGAAAUUUUGUUGGAGCAUGGUGCACAUUAUGAUUCUGAAAACUCCGAGAAUAAAAAACCAAUAAAUUUAACACAAGAUGAAUUAACAUUCUUUACACUUGAAAUAAUAGAUAGUUUGUUUACUUGUGUUAAAGAAGGUGAUUACAUUGGGUGUUUGGAUUGUUUGAGACGAAAUGCUGUUGUAAAUGCCAAAAGUUCUACUUCUAUAACACCAUUGCAUUACGCAUGCCAGAAUGGUUUUUCUGAUAUUGUUAGACUUUUACUAGAGUUCAAUGCUGACAUAGACAUAACAGCUAACUAUGGUACACCUCUUGUAUAUGCUGUUCUAUUCGAUCAUUAUGAGGUUGUUAAAACUUUACUAAAGUACGGUGCGGUUUAUAAUGUGACAACUGAAUUUGGCGGCAACUCUUUAGCGCGUUUGUCAGAAAAUUUGGAUAUUAUUUAUCUUUUAGAACUUAUUGACAAAGUAUUUGAUGCCGUUAAAGAAUGUGACACAAGCAUAGUUGAUGAGAUAAAAAAAAUUAAAGAUCUUGAUAUUUUGCAGUGUAUACUGAGUACUCGUAAUAAAAACAAUAAACAAUUAUAUCUUGAAGCACAAACUAGUAAAUUUCCAGAGUACAAAUUGGCUGAAAUUUAUGGAUGGGAAGCUUAUUUAUUAAUUGAAAAAUACAAUUAAAAAAAAAUAUCAUUGUGCCAAGAAUAUUAAUAAAAAUUACAAUAAUUUUGCGAAGUUUUAGAAUUGUAUAAAAUAAAUGAUGGAAUUUUUUCUCGAUUUUACGAUGACUUGUUAAUUUUAUACUAUUAUUUACACAAAAAUGUAUUGACAAAAAAUUUCACAAUAACGAUAAGAAGAUAAUUAAAGCUUAAUAAUGGAAAUUUAAGCGAUUUUGUAAUCAUAUUAUAGGUUUAUAGAAAACUAAUUCUAUA
Molecule: messenger RNA, 3295 nt
Organism: Cotesia glomerata
Lineage: Eukaryota; Metazoa; Arthropoda; Insecta; Hymenoptera; Braconidae
Product: ankyrin-1-like
Exons: 1
Coding region: 15-3044 (1009 amino acids)
Molecular function (GO): protein binding
Source: RefSeq, a predicted model, not a curated record